Messenger RNA from Platichthys flesus (European flounder), 1360 nucleotides. Its product is annotated as beta-1,3-galactosyl-O-glycosyl-glycoprotein beta-1,6-N-acetylglucosaminyltransferase 3-like. NCBI's taxonomy places the organism in Eukaryota, Metazoa, Chordata, Actinopteri, Pleuronectiformes, Pleuronectidae. The record is from RefSeq and is a predicted model, not a curated record. Bases 1 to 1218 code for a protein of 405 amino acids. Gene Ontology annotation, cellular component: membrane. The transcript has a single exon. Gene Ontology annotation, molecular function: acetylglucosaminyltransferase activity.
AUGGGUAUGUUCCUUGUAUUUGACUUUUGGGAAGCCGGCUCUGGCAGGUGGUCAUCGGAUGAUCUUGUAAUACCAGAGCAGUUAUAUACAGACCUGCCCGUCUGCUUAGCCAUCAUCAGUGGAGACACAGAGGGCAAGAUGAGUAAAUUAAAAGAGCUUCUAGCAUCUGGGACAGAGCAGAAGAAGCUUUCGGAGGAUAUCUACCUGAAUGUGACAAAGGACUGUCCAGCUUACAUUCAAAAGAGAGAUUUCAUUACAGUGCCUCUCAGUGAAGAGGAGAAUGACUUUCCCAUUGCCUACUCCAUUGUGAUCCAUGAGAAAAUUGAAAUGUUUGAGCGACUUCUUCGAGCAGUUUAUGCACCUCAAAACAUCUACUGUGUGCACGUGGACCAAAAGUCCUCUGAAGAAUUUCAGAAGGCUGUGGAGGCUAUUGUUGCCUGUUUCCCCAAUGUGUUUAUAGCUACAAAACUAGAAAAGGUGAUUUAUGCCUCCUGGUCCCGUGUGCAAGCAGAUCUGAACUGCAUGACAGAUCUGUUGAAGUCACCCGUAAAGUGGAGGUACCUGCUCAACGCCUGUGGGACAGACUUCCCUAUUAAAACCAAUGGAGAGAUGGUUAAAAUACUCAAGAUCCUAAAUGGAAGGAACAGUAUGGAGACUGAGGCGGCCGGCGACUACAAGAAAGCCCGUUGGCAAUAUCAUCACAUGGUGACCGACAGUGUUAUCAGGACAGAUGAGAUGAAAAGUCCCCCGCCGAUUAGCAGCCCGAUGUUCACAGGGAAUGCCUACUUUGUGGUCUCAAGAGACUUUGUGACACAUGUGAUGCAGGACACAGAGGUUCAGAAACUCCUGGAGUGGUCGAAGGACACAUAUAGCCCUGACGAGCACUUGUGGGCCACUCUACAGAGGAUGCCCUCUGUACCCGGAUCGACGCCUGCCGACAGCAAGUUUGAUUUGUCAGACAUGCUAAGCCUCGCUCGUGUGGUGAAGUGGAGCUAUUUGGCAGGUGAUGUAAAAAAAGGAAGUCCGUACCCUCAUUGCACUGGUGUUUACAGACGAGCCGUUUGUGUGUACGGAGCUGGUGACCUCCGGUGGCUGCUGAGUCAACAACACCUUCUUGCAAAUAAGUUUGAUGUUGAAGUUGAUGACAUUGCCAUCAGAUGUUUGGAGACUGUAUUGCGUUUCAGAGCUUCAGGCCUUGACCCACUGCUCAAAGGUUAAUCUUCUACCAUGUUGUAAUGAUUUUGAUCAUGUUAAAUGUAUAAUAUUAAAGAUAUCUUCCACAGUCAUAAAAAAAUGGCCUAGUAUAAAAUCAUAAGGGGUCUUCUACUGGGUUGUUUAAAUGUUAUGCUGCUGUGGUAUG